Messenger RNA from Loa loa (African eye worm), 303 nucleotides. RefSeq lists its product as hypothetical. NCBI's taxonomy places the organism in Eukaryota, Metazoa, Nematoda, Chromadorea, Rhabditida, Onchocercidae. The record is from RefSeq and is a predicted model, not a curated record. The transcript is spliced from 3 exons. The coding region runs from base 1 to 303 and encodes 100 amino acids.
AUGAUACGACAAUAUUUGAGUGAUUGCUUUCCAGCUGAUGAAAAAGGCAAUGAUCCAACAGUAACAGCUGAUUUAUCUGAACUUAGUUUCCCAGAUUACUAUGAAACAUCAAUGCCGCUUGGAUUAUUUCGGAUUAAUCAAGCAAUUCAAAAUUUUUCAAUUCCUAUCAAAGAUAAAAUUACUACAGUACCAAACUAUAUUAAUCAAUAUAAAGAAUUCUUAGCAGAUGAGCAACAACGUGCAGGUUAUACCAUUCAUAAGCGAUUAUAUUUCAGAAAUCUUGUCCAUCUAGGCAAAGAGUAA